GGCGGUGAGCUGCGUCCAGGAGCUGCCUGCUCAGGGUCACGUCACCUCCUUGGACCUGAGCUCCGACCGGCGCCAGCUGCUCAGCUGUUGCCGUGACGACUGCCUGCAGCUGUUGGACCUGAGGAGGUGGAGCAGCGAGCGUGUGUGCGUCAGUUUCAGAGCUGAAGGCUUCAAAUGUGGCAGCGACAGCACCAAGGCUGUGAUCAGCCCUGACGGCUGCUACCUGGCAGCUGGAUCUGCUGACGGCGCCGUCUACAUCUGGAGCGUGUCCACCGGCAGCCUGGAGACACGCCUACCUGACAAACACAG
Austrofundulus limnaeus is the source of this 309-nucleotide messenger RNA. RefSeq names its product autophagy-related protein 16-2. The record is from RefSeq and is a predicted model, not a curated record. Gene Ontology annotation, molecular function: protein binding. Gene Ontology annotation, biological process: autophagosome assembly. Lineage: Eukaryota; Metazoa; Chordata; Actinopteri; Cyprinodontiformes; Rivulidae.